Molecule: messenger RNA, 2147 nt
Organism: Sebastes umbrosus (honeycomb rockfish)
Lineage: Eukaryota; Metazoa; Chordata; Actinopteri; Perciformes; Sebastidae
Product: regulation of nuclear pre-mRNA domain-containing protein 1A-like
Exons: 7
Coding region: 289-1164 (291 amino acids)
Biological process (GO): mRNA 3'-end processing
Cellular component (GO): RNA polymerase II, holoenzyme
Molecular function (GO): RNA polymerase II C-terminal domain binding
Source: RefSeq, a predicted model, not a curated record
CUUUGAACGCACCACCGGAAGCAGCUCCUGCAGACUGCUGUGGUUUGCUGCCCCCCUGAGCUGAACCUCCAAGGCAAACUAGAGCAAGGCAGCCACCUCUAAACAGCACAGGGAGGACGGUAGCUAGUUAGCAUUAACAACCAGUCUUUACAUAGGGAUAGCUAGCGUAUGGCAUGGCUAAAGUCCCCGUGGUGACUGGCUGACUAGCUGUAGAUAACAACAUCUGGGAGAAACCUUAAACCCAUCUCUCUCUCCCAGUAGCUCGUCCUCCCUCUAAUCUCGUCCAAGAUGUCAGCUUUCUCUGAGGCGGCUCUAGAGAAGAAACUAUCCGAGCUCAGUAACUCACAGCAAAGUGUGCAGACGUUGUCUCUGUGGCUCAUUCAUCAUAGAAAACACUCGAGGACCAUCGUCAACGUCUGGAUCAACGAACUGAAGAAAGCUCAGGUAUCACGCAAGCUGACCUUCCUUUACCUGGCCAAUGACGUCAUCCAGAACAGCAAGAAGAAAGGACCAGAAUUCACUCAGGACUUUGCACCGGUCAUCGUUGAUGCAUUCAAACACGUAUACAGAGAUGGCGAGGAGGGCUGUAAGAAACAGUUGGGUCGAGUUUUGUCCAUCUGGCAGGAGAGAGCUGUGUACGAGAACAAUCUGUUGGAUCAGCUCUCACAAGUCCUUUAUGGAGAGAAGAAGGCUAAGAAGAGGUCGUAUGAGGAGAUCCGACCAGAUGAUGAGGACUUUGCUUCCCAGAGCUCCCCAGCCGAGCCACCACAGACAGCAGAGUUAAUCCGAGCUCUGCAGGAGCUGGAAAACGCAGCCUCUGGCGACUCAGUGCUGCGUCAGCGCAUCUCCUCCCUUCCUGCCGAAGUGCAAGACACGUCACUGCUUCACAGGAUCACAGAUAAAGAAUCAGGGGAGCGGCUUUCCCGGCUGGUGGAGGAGGCCUGCAUGUUGCUAGCAGACUACAGCGGCCGCUUGGCGGCGGAGAUCGACGAUCGGAGGCAGCUCACGCGCACACUAACGGUCUUCCUGCAAAGCCAGAAGGACGGUCUGAGCCAGAAUGAGCAGAAACUAGAAGAAUACAAACGUAAACUGGGGAGGGUGACCCAGGUCCGGAAGGAGCUGCGUUCGCGUCUGAACAAUCUUCCAGGAGGACUCUACAACUGACUCAAGUUUCACCUCCUGACCCUCCUGCUACUGAAACAUCUCAACCUGUCUCUUAGAUAUCAUGAUCAUUGCCAUAGUCCUCCGUUCUUGAUUUUGAAGUGUCUGUGUCCCCCCUGUGUGGUGUGACCUGUCGUCCUCAUUCUGUCUUUAACAGAUUAUUUAUCCACAUGGCUUUUUAUUAACAGACUGUCUUCUUUUUCUGUCUGUGAGCUCAUCUCUUUGUGCUGUAUGUUAUCAGUACUUCAGACACAGGCCCCUCAUGCUUUGGCCCCUACAGCUUUAAAGUGGCAUGGGUGAUGCUGGUGUGAUAUUUUUGUAUUUAUAGUGACUUAAGAUAAUGCACCAGAGAAAAAUCCCCCUUGUGUGAUCAUACAUAAUAAUUUCCAGUGUUUUGGAUUGCUGUCAUAACUUUCUUUUACUAGCCUAUAUCUGUAAAUGCAUCUGUCUAACUCUUGGUUAUAGAUCAUUGUUUUUAUGCAGUGUGAUAAUCGCACUCUGAAGCGAGAACGGUACACUUGUGAAGUCAUUAGGAAAACAUAUUGUGAAGCUGAGCAGUAAGCCAUGUCCGUGAAAAGCAAACCAAAAUGUGUACUUAUCAUUAACGUAAAGCCUCUUUGUGAGAGGGGUGUGUAUAAGUCAAGGGUCAGUGUACAUAUUCAAAUUUGCAUGUAAAUAUGUUGGAAGUUACACCUGUAAGUGCUUAUGAUUUGUAUCCAUGUCAACAUGGCUUGUCAAAAUGGUCAUUCAGACAAAUUACUGAUGUGUGUACAUCUCCAUAGUUGCUCAGACCUCCACUGUACUGAAUAAUGAGUGAAGGAGUCUGUUGUCUUGUUUACUGUAUCACACUGCUUCAUACUGAAUGCUGUGCAGAUGCCUCACACAGCUUGAUAGGUGCCCUGGUUUCCAAAAGCCAGACUGUUUGUUUUUGUACAUAUGAAAGCAAAAUCCUUCUUAGAACCAAAUAAACAGAAAAUGUACAAAUC